GAAAGGUUUCAACCUGCUGAACCAAUCACGGUCCUCCAGACGAUUAGAGGAAAAUUCAAACGUCUUCGACACUUGUUUUGGAAUACGUAAUCGAAAGAAGGAUGCCGGAUUUUUGAUAACAGUUUUCUGUUCUCCUAUUGAAGGGCUACCAUACAAAUGUUCUAUUAUUUAUAGAAACAAAUUCAUGUUCGCAUUUUAAAGAAAAAGUCCUUAUAUAGUUUUCGAACCAGAGUGAGGUAUUCUCUUGAGUCUCCACUGAGCCUGUAAAGAAUGAAUUACCAGUUGUCAGUGGAAGAGAAAAAGAAUCGGUCUUCCUUCUGGGGAAAAUUAUUUGGAACAUCUAAAAAAUCGAAUAACAAGGAGAAAAAAGAUGGCGAUUCCUUCCAGAGGCAGAGUCCACUUUACCACAGCUUCCAUUUCACGAGCUCUGCCCAAGAAAGUAGCGACUCUCAGGAAGAAGCGGGAAACUUCACAACUCUCGAGAACAGUGCUCUCAUGGAGAUGCACAGAGACUCGGGCAUCAUAUUCUUGAACAAAAAUUCCAUCGCCAACUGCAUGCUGCCCAAAGAGGAAGACAGACGUGUCCAGUUCGCUCCGACUCCCAUGAAUAAGUACUACAAUGUCGAUGUGAAAGCUGCCCCUGCGAGAUGGACAAACACUGAUGAGAACAAGGAAAAUGUUAAGUUCGAGAAAACACCCAAGCCAGCGAAACCCAUUCUCAGAAGAAGCAAAGAGAAUUUAACCCAUAAAGAAUCUUUGUCCGACCUCAACAAAGAAGCAAGUAAAAUUAAAGUAAAUGUUACUUAUAUUGAUGGACCUGAAGUUAAAAAGACUCCGAACAUUCCAAGAACCUCCACAAAAAUAGCUUUGUUUGACCGAAAAAAUGGCUCUUUGCCUCACCUAAAUGUUUCGAGCAUUACAAAAUACGGUUCUCUUCCUAGGACUGCCAAAAAAAGAUUUCUCUCUGAAAAUGCUGGCAAUGCUUCUUCCCAUUCUGGUAAUCCCUUUCAUAAUUUAUUUUUCCCUCAAAAUGAAAAUAAUCAAGGUAGACCAACUUAUCACAAUGUGCCUCAAGAAGAAAUGCAGACUGUGUUACCUCAAAGUCGAGAACAGCCUUACUACUUUAACAAUUCAGAAUUACUGCAGUAUAAGAAUCAAAGACAGUUUCUUCAGCAAACACGCCCUGGCUCUAAUCCUAGUAGAUUGAGCCUGGGGGAACCUCUCAGAUGUAGCACUUCGAUUAACCCUGAAAUAGAAUCAAGAAAUUUAAUUGUAUGUUACGAUCCUAACUGUGAAGUUCUAAAAAAUCAGCUUCGAAUGAAACGCCCUGUAAGCAACGUUCCAAUAACAGGUAAACACAAUGAUUUUCACAUGCCCCGUCAAAAGAAUCGACAAGCAAAUACAGUUCAGCAAGAAGACAGAGGGAUUACCUAUCGGUUACCAAAUAAGGCACUCAAUGAAAUAGGGUUACCAAUUACGACGCAUGAAAGCUGCAAGUCAACGAAACACAGAUCUCGAUCCGAAAGUCCCCAUUACAUUCCUCUUUCAGAAACUUAUUCUUUGGACAAGGCUGCGAGGCUAAAAAAUGAUAUGAAUAAGAAUACUCAAAAACAUUGUUCCACUGAAAACCGCAAUUUUCUUAAACCUAAUGUACCAUUUCAAACUCAAGAUUCACAGAAUUCGCUAAAGGGCAAGCUGAACGGACAUCCGAAUUGUUUUCGAGAUAUUCCAGUUCUAAGGGCUAUUGAAAAUAGAGACAAAAGUAUUGAAAAUGACUCUCAGUUUUUAAACCAGGCUAGAAGGCAAGCCAUUCGAUCGAGCAUGUACGUUCAGAAGCGGAGAUUUGUGAAUAAAAUUUGCAAAUACAAGAGCAAAGAAUGCGAGGAUGGUUUUUCAUCCAUGGCUGACGAUGAAUGCAGUUUUAAUUGCAGUUGUUCCAGUUGUGUGGCGAAAUUUUCUAGACAAUACAAAAGAAAUAUGAAUAAAAACACCUUGGGGCUUACUGGCGAUGAUAAAUAUUUUUUCAUUCACACAGGGGAUGAACAGGAUAUGGGAGGCUUGCCUUCAGUGCCAGAAGUUUCAGCUGAAGACGACGCGCAGACUAAAACUGCUGAGAUACAAAAUGCUCUAGAACAAGGUCCGAACACUACUUGGUAUGAAUGCAAUGAUUCUCUUUGCAAAACUCCAGGGAAAGAGAACGCAGAUUCUAAAGAAAAUUCUACCCCCAAAAAGUCCCAAGAUGCCAAAAAUAUGGGAAAGGGCAUUUAUGAAAACAUAACCCAAAUAAUAAAUAGCGCUACAAAACAAAACUUCAAACCUCAAGAUGUAGAAAGGAUGUUUUCCACUCCAAUUUCAACAACAAAACUGAAAAGGGAAUUAGAAAAAUCGGAGUCUGGUAAAAAAAUCUCCAGGGCAUUAUUUUCACCAACUGAUAAACCAUCUACUUCAGACAAAGGGCAAAGGCAUUCACUUUCCCCAGCCAAAUCGCCAAUCGUCUUCAGUGAUUCUGUUAUACUCCUGCAAGAAAUUUUCCAGAAGUUAUCCCAGGAAUGUAAAGAACUUUUACAGCCAGGAGUAUCAUCUUCAGUUUCACAGCAAGGUGCUAGUGGAUUAUCUUCAAAAGAAUCGAGUAGCAAGUACAUCAAUAGCUUAGUUAAGAAUCUAAGCUCUAAAGAAAUAAGUGAAGGCGAUUUUGCUAAUAUUAUUGGUGGGAUCGCGCAGAAUAUCUUUCUUGAAGCUAAAUUGAAAAGCAAAACCAGUUUCCUAACUCAAUCGGCAUCGCUUCCAGACUUGACGAAGAACGCUACACCAACGAAACUCAAAAGUGUGACAUCCGUUGCAGAUAUGACUAGCUUUUCAAGUCUCUACAAGGAUGAGGAUGUCUUGAACACUGCCAGCGAUUCUGGUUUCAAAACCGAUAUCGAACCGGCAAAAGAAGGAUCUUCGGUGGCUAGUUCUACACUUGGGGACAGAAUUUUACCAGACGGUUGGAGUAAAACCCCUAUAACACUGUCUAACACCAGUGAUUCCACGACAGAAAAAUCAACCAGCGAGAAAGAAACUUCUAGAAGUUCUGAAUCUGAGCUGCAGCUGUUGGAAGAUGUGAUCCGGCUUGGAAUGGGGCUCUCACCAAUCCGGACAGCCGAGAAAUCCACAUUUUAUGCGGCUUCACCAGCGAAGGCCAGUAAAUUCAAGUCCAAAGAUGUCCUCAGCUGUAAAGGAAAGUUGAAACUGAAGAUUUAUCAUAACAGUGGCUUGGUAACAGUGCACGUGGCAAGAGCGGCUAAACUGAACAGACCCAAUUCCCGAGAACUGAAUCCUUACAUAAAGAUUUCCAUGGUCCCCGACAGCUCGAAGCGCGUACACUGGAGGACGACGGUUCAGAAAGGACAGAAGAACCCCGUCAUCAACCAGAAGUUUUCCUUUGAGUUGCUGGCAGAAGAUUCAACGAAGAGACUGGUCUUCUCCGUCUGGCACAGAGACCUUGUAAAGGAGCGAAGUGAGCUGGUGGGUUGCAUGUCUUUCAGCAUCAGGCGUGUUCUAGAUGAAACGCACAAAAUUGAUGGAUGGUACAGAUUACUCCGAGAAGGAUUUGGUACACAGAAACAUUUUGCUGCACAUCGGAAAAAUUCCUGUUCCACCACAGCCAUUUAAUGAGGACAUGAAACCCUCCUGUUAUCCAUGUAUCAUAGAAAAUCUCUUUUUCAUUAAAAGUAAAAUACGUUCCUAAUAGAA
Argiope bruennichi is the source of this 3735-nucleotide messenger RNA. RefSeq lists its product as uncharacterized. The transcript is spliced from 8 exons. Gene Ontology annotation, biological process: signal transduction. Gene Ontology annotation, cellular component: nucleus; plasma membrane. The coding region runs from base 271 to 3654 and encodes 1127 amino acids. NCBI's taxonomy places the organism in Eukaryota, Metazoa, Arthropoda, Arachnida, Araneae, Araneidae. The record is from RefSeq and is a predicted model, not a curated record.